UCUUGACUUGAGACACCGGCACACACGGCAGCGGCGGUCGUGGCGGUAGUGGCGGUAGCGGCGGCAGAGGCGGUAACGAGACGGGCACUGGGGUGGUGGAAAGGCUGAAUAGAAACAACCAACCAUGUCAGAGGCCAUGGAUACGAGUGGUGAAGCCGUGGUGAAGCGUGAAGUCACCGAUGACGCCGACGUGGCUGACCAGCCAACAAACACAGCAAACCUCAUGAAGGGGGACGGGGACGUGAUUGAGGACGACGACGAUGAUCCCGUUAUCGCUGAGCUCAACGUUUUUGUUUCAACGGCCCUGCAAGAACAACUCUACCUGUAUCAAUAUCCCAUGCGCUCAGCGCUGCGCCCCUUUGUCAGCGGCGAUGGCAAUUUGGAAUCCCGGUUCCGACCCAAGGCCCAGGCUGUUGAGCUGAAGGUUCCCAUUGAACCCGACAAUAACCCACACUACGACUUUCCAAAGGGCGAAGAGCUGGCGGACUUGGCCAAUGAACCCUACCCGCAAGCCAAGUCCGACCCUGAGGGCUCAAACGACGAAGGCAACACCAAGACCUUUCCCAGUGGACUCAUGGACCAUUUACUGAUGACCUCCACUUGCACACCCCAAGCCUCGCCGUACGCAGCUGCUCUUAUUCACCGUGGUGAGGUGCACGUGGCCCCUCUGCGAAACGUCUUCCAAUUACGCCCCAACCUUCAUCAUUUGGACGAGGCCGAGGCUCGUCAAAAGGCCGCCAAGGCGGCUGGCAACGAAGAGGAAGCGGCAGAUGGCCCAGCUGAAAGCGAUUCUCGUGUUCGAGUCAAAGUCAAGCGCGUGGAGACGGCUCGCGCAGCUGCCGCUCGCAAAAAGUCCUAUGCCCACAUGCGCCAACAGAUCGACGAAGAAACUUGGGUGCCAUUGCAGUAUCGCCACAGCUCGACACGUGUGGCCAUGGAGCAACGGGAGCUUUUGCGUAGCACUGCAGCCAUGCCCAUUCCCUUGGAGAUGACACCCGAGGAAUAUGUGAAUCGCCUCAACGCUCAAGCAUCCGACAGUCGGCAACAAACAACCCGAAAGACCCCCUCAAUCAAGGAGAGCACACGCCUGAUGACACUGGCGGACAUGAAGAAGCUACCUCUGAAGGACAUGCUGCGCCACUUUUUGCGACAGGCCGAGGCUCUCCGCUACUCGGACAUUUGCAAGCAUGUGGCUCCUGGCGAGCAUUACCAACUCAAGCGUCUGUUGCCAUCCAUGGCGCUUUUGAUCAAUGGUGUCUGGGUGGCACGUAGCCCCCUUGUGCACCCUGAUGCGUGCAAUAGUUUUUACACGGGUGCGCCCGCUGAGCGGAUGCAGGCUGCGCGAGACUAUGCUUUGUGGCGCUUUGCGUAUGGCAAAGUUGUGACCAAGGCCCAAGUCAUGAAGUACGGCAAGUUGCGUGAACCCGAUGCUGGCCAGGUACUCGAGAAUCUUACCAAGCAAGACUCGUCCCGACUGCACCACCUCAAGAUUCCAGAAGAUGCAAGCUUUCAAAGCAGCCAUCCCGACCUGGUGAAGAAGAUGCAACCCAUCUUCAUCGAGUUUCAGCGAGACCUGUAUGAGCGGCUGGACAUUGAUGAAGAGCACCGCAAGGAAACCGCGCAGCGAUAGACUGAACACAACAUCGCGUGACCACAAUCUGCGGGGUGUAAUGCAGCAUCGUCCGACUGAAUGCAACACUGUCCAAUUUAUGCCAAAGCCUGG
Molecule: messenger RNA, 1723 nt
Organism: Monosiga brevicollis MX1
Lineage: Eukaryota; Choanoflagellata; Craspedida; Salpingoecidae
Exons: 18
Coding region: 125-1630 (501 amino acids)
Biological process (GO): DNA-templated transcription
Cellular component (GO): nucleus; RNA polymerase III complex
Source: RefSeq, a predicted model, not a curated record